Lemur catta (Ring-tailed lemur) is the source of this 2286-nucleotide messenger RNA. It is a transcript of the gene SSTR3, whose product is annotated as somatostatin receptor 3. The coding region runs from base 31 to 1275 and encodes 414 amino acids. Gene Ontology annotation, biological process: neuropeptide signaling pathway. Gene Ontology annotation, molecular function: somatostatin receptor activity; neuropeptide binding. The transcript has a single exon. Lineage: Eukaryota; Metazoa; Chordata; Mammalia; Primates; Lemuridae. Gene Ontology annotation, cellular component: neuron projection; membrane. The record is from RefSeq and is a predicted model, not a curated record.
AGCUGACUGCUGACCACCCUCCCCUCGGCCAUGGACACCCCUGGCUAUCCUUCAUUGGUGCCCACGACCCUGGAACCUGAGAACGCCUCCUUGGCCUGGCCCCUGAAUGCCACCCUGGGAAACGUGUCGAUGGGCCCAAGCCCGGCAGGGCUGGCCAUCAGUGGCGUUUUGAUCCCACUGGUCUACCUGGUGGUGUGCGUGGUGGGCCUGCUGGGCAACUCGCUGGUCAUCUACGUGGUCCUGAGGCACACGGCCAGCCCGUCGGUCACCAACGUCUACAUCCUCAACCUGGCGCUGGCUGAUGAGCUCUUCAUGCUGGGACUGCCCUUCCUGGCUGCCCAGAACGCUCUGUCCUACUGGCCCUUUGGCUCCCUCAUGUGCCGCCUGGUCAUGGCCGUGGACGGCAUCAACCAGUUCACAAGCAUCUUCUGUCUCACCGUCAUGAGCGUGGACCGCUACCUGGCCGUGGUGCACCCCACCCGCUCGGCCCGCUGGCGCACAGCGCCCGUGGCCCGCACAGUCAGCGCAGCCGUCUGGGUGGCCUCAGCCGUGGUGGUGCUGCCCGUGGUGGUCUUCUCGGGUGUGCCCCGUGGCAUGAGCACCUGUCACAUGCAGUGGCCCGAGCCGGCGGCAGCCUGGCGGGCCGGCUUCAUCAUCUACACGGCUGCGCUGGGCUUCUUCGGGCCGCUGCUGGUCAUCUGUCUCUGCUACCUGCUCAUCGUGGUGAAGGUGCGCUCGGCCGGGCGGCGGGUGUGGGCACCCUCGUGCCAGGGGCGACGGAACUCUGAGCGCAGGGUCACUCGCAUGGUGGUGGCCGUGGUGGCGCUCUUCGUCCUCUGCUGGAUGCCCUUCUACGUGCUCAACAUUGUCAACGUGGUGUGCCCGCUGCCCGAGGAGCCUGCCUUCUUCGGCCUCUACUUCCUGGUGGUGGCGCUGCCUUAUGCCAACAGCUGUGCCAACCCCAUCCUCUACGGCUUCCUCUCCUACCGCUUCAAGCAGGGCUUCCGCAGGGUCCUGCUGCGGCCUUCCCGCCGUGUGCGAAACCAGGAGCCCACCGUGGGGCCUCCAGAGAAGACCGAGGAGGAGGACGAGGAAGAGGGUGGGGCGCAGGGGAAGGGGAAGGAGGAGAAUAGCCGGGUCAGCCAGAUCACACAGCCUGGCAGCAGCGGGCAGGAGCGGCCGCCCAGCAGAGCAGCUGGCAAGGAGCGGCAGUUCCUGCCCCGGGAGCCCUCAGCUGGGGAGAAGUCCAGCACGCUGCACAUCAGCUACCUGUAGGGGCCUGGGGAGGGCCAGGGUGGCCCGAGGAAGGGACAGAGGCCAUGGGUGUGCCUGGGGCAUGCUGCCCUAGGUGCCAGAGACCCAUGCUGGGAUGUUCAGAGGCCUGGGCUCUGAUCCCACUGCUGCCGGGACUUGCUGUGUGACCUUGGGUAGGUCACUUCCACUCUCUGGGCCUCAUUUCCUCCCCUGUGACUCAGGGAUAGGAGUAAGCGGUCUGGAUGAGCUCUGUCAGGCGAGAGGUCUGGUGGGCAUCGCUGCUGGGCUGACCUUGCUGAGCGGGGCCGGGGUAAAGGCUGAGUGCAGACGAGCCUGCCUCCCAGAGACGGAGCAUCCUGGGGAACCAGCCUGAAUCUUGGCCCUCAGAGGCCUGGAUUUCCCAGGCUCAGGGUCAGGGACACGGGAGAUGCUGGGGGCUGGGCUGGAGCCCCAAACAGAAGAAAGUCUAACCUGGGGGAAGGAGGGCCUAGAAGUGCUCAGGCCCGGGUCAGCGCUCCCCUGUGGGCUGUGAGGCCUUGGGCCAGCUGUGCUCCUCUCAAUUGUCCUCUGCCGGACAACUCGGUAACCUCCAGGCCCUCUUGGCCCAGACGCUCAGAGCUGGAGCUCCUGUGAUCCUGGACAUGAGGAGAAGAGGUGAACUUUCUAGGAAGCUAAUGGUGUCCAGCUUCAGGGUCCCUUACUGCUUGGGCUCUUUUGAGGCCCUGAGUCUAAUUUUGUACUGUAAUUUUGUAUUCCUUUUCUUAAAGAGGGACCCCAAACUGCAUAAGCCUAGGCCACCCAAAGCCUGGCUCGGGGCCCCUGUUGAGGUCAGCUACCUAAGGCAGGUUGCUUUGGGUCUUGUGGCUGGAAUUGGGGUGGGGGCAUCCUCAGGUCUCUGAGGGCUUCCAAGAGCCUCCUCAUAGUGGGACCUGCCCUGUUUCUCUGCUUGCGACCUCUCUCUCUUCCCCUCCUGGAGACCCAGGCAGGGACCCAUGUGGACUGGCAUGGAAAGAGUGUCUGAGCAGCGCUGUG